Molecule: messenger RNA, 1827 nt
Organism: Nicotiana tabacum (common tobacco)
Lineage: Eukaryota; Viridiplantae; Streptophyta; Magnoliopsida; Solanales; Solanaceae
Molecular function (GO): zinc ion binding
Source: RefSeq, a predicted model, not a curated record
AUGGCUAAUACAGCAUGGGUAGCUAAACAUUUCAAGGACAACAUUAUCAACCAACCUGACAUUAAGCUUAGGAAGUUGCAGGAAUUGAUUAGGAUAAAGUAUGGUGUAUAUGUGGGAAAAUCCAUAUGUGCUAGAGCUAAACAUCAGGUCAUGGGUCAGUAUCUUGGUGAUUACAAGAAGGAGUUUGCUAGAAUAUAUGAUUAUGCUGACAUGUUGAGAUCUACAAAUCGUGGCAGCACUGUUGUUGUGAAGACCUCCAAGGAGACAAUAUCUGGUAAGGAGGUGUUUGUGGGUAUCUAUAUUUGUCUACAUGCUUGCAAAGUUGGUUGGUUAGAAGGGUGUAGAAAUGUUAUUGGCUUUGAUGGAGCAUUUCUGAAGGGUGUGUGUAAGGGUGAGCUACUAUCAUGCAUUGGUAAAGAUGGUAACAACCAAAUGUAUCCUAUUGCCUGGGCAGUGGUGGAAAAGGAGACAAAGCACACAUGGUCAUGGUUUUUUAGGUGCCUGAUGCAUUAUCUGCAGCUCACUGAAUCCCAAGGUGAGGGGUUGACCAUCAUUUCUGAUAUGCAGAAGGGACUUGUUGCAUCUGUUUCUGAGUUAUUACCAAAUGCUGAGCACAGAAUGUGUGCAAGACACAUAUGGAGCAAUUGGAAACAAAAGUGGAAAGGAGAGGAAAGAAGGAAGAAGUUUUGGGCAUGUGCAAGAGCAUUCUUCAAAGAUUGGAGUAAAUAUGAUUCUGUGGAGAACAACAUGUGUGAGACCUUUAACAGUUGGAUCUUGUCUGCUAGGCACAAGUCUUUCAUAACCAUGUUAGAAGAGAUUAGAGUGAAGGUGAUGGAGAGGAUGACUACCAUGAGAGAAUUUGCAACAAGGUGGAUUUCUGAUGUAUCUCCUAUGGCAAUGGGGUACAUAGAGGAACAAUCUCAAUAUGCUGUUAAGCAUGAAUUUAAAUGGAAUGGGGAUACUGGGUAUGAGAUACAACAUGGGGUUUACAAACAUAUUGUUGACUUCUUCAACAAUACAUGCACAUGUAGAUCAUGGCAGCUCAAAGGAAUACCAUGUUCCCAUCCAAUAUCUGCAAUGUUUUUUAAGAGAUUUGAGCCUGCUGACUAUGUAACCCACUGGUACAAGAAAAAAACAUACCUGAAGGCUUUUAGUUGUUACAUACAACCAGUAACCAACAUGGAGAUGUGGCCAUCAACACAGAAUCCAACUGUUGAGCCUCCUGUGAUUACCAAGAUGCCUGGUAGACCUAAGAAAAACAGAAAAAGAGCUCAAGAUGAACCUAAGAAGAAGUUUGGUAAGAGAUCAAGGAAAGGGACACAAAUGAAAUGCUCUAAUUGUAAGACAAAAGGACAAGGAUCUGGAACAACAGGAACCAGUAAUGCUGGUCCUACAAGUGAUUCUGGAACUGCUAGGGCCAGAAAUACUCAACCAUCAGCUAUUGCAAGUGCAUCUGAUACUGAAAGUAUGAGAUCAAGAACUUCUGAGGAUAUUAUAGUUAGUGUUAGAGGAAGGCAAGAGGUAGUGGACUACGAGGAAGACCAAGAACAACUGGAUUUGUGUGGAGCAAGAGAUAGAGUACAUUCUGCUCCUACAAAAGUAGUGGAUGCUGGGCAGACCAAUAUCGAUCUUGGAUACAGUGCACCUGGACUAAGGUGGCAAGGAAGAAAUGCUAUAUCACAAAGGCAACUUCAACAACAGUUGAGGAGAAGACAAACUCAAGCAAGCCUUAGCCAACCUCAAGUCCAUUCUUCAUCUCAGCCAAGCCAGUCUCCAUGUCCAAACUUGAGCCAAUCUCAGCAAAACAUCAACCAAUCUCAACCUUGA